Messenger RNA from Lingula anatina, 1384 nucleotides. RefSeq names its product sodium- and chloride-dependent GABA transporter 1. NCBI's taxonomy places the organism in Eukaryota, Metazoa, Brachiopoda, Lingulata, Lingulida, Lingulidae. Gene Ontology annotation, molecular function: gamma-aminobutyric acid:sodium:chloride symporter activity. Gene Ontology annotation, biological process: nitrogen compound transport; amino acid transport; sodium ion transmembrane transport. The record is from RefSeq and is a predicted model, not a curated record. Gene Ontology annotation, cellular component: neuron projection; plasma membrane.
GUCUUUCAGGCGUGAAUCGUUUCUACGAUGACAUCAACGAUAUGAUAGGUUACUAUCCUUGUCCGUUUUGGAAAUACUGCUGGUUGAUAUUUACGCCUCUUAUCUGUGGGGGUGUCCUGAUAUUCAGUAUAGUACAAUAUAAAAGCCCCAAAUACUUGGACUAUGAAUACCCCUGGUGGGCUGAUAUGAUUGGCUGGUUUAUGGCACUCUCGUCAAUUCUUGUCGUACCUUCGUACAUGAUUUAUAGGCUAGCCUCAACUCCGGGAGAUUUUAGAUCCAGAUGCAAGGUGUUGUUUCGCCCAGACAUCGACAGCAUCAGGCCAUACAAAGGAGAACCGCUGUCAUAUACACCCAUGGCGCCUAAAAAGUGUGACACACAAAUUUAAAUGUAUGUCCAUCUCUGUAAGUUUAAAAAUAUUCAUACCAGUAGAGUAAAUUUACACCCAAGCUCACAGCAAAUGAAACAGCAUUAAUAUCACCAGAAUCUCGGAUAUCGCGUUGUGACGACAAAUAGCGCAACCAUCGCAAUUUGACGGAAAUCAUUAAAACUUGACGUUUUCUCUCGGGGAGCUCUAGGAGAUGCUGCACUGUCUGCUGGCAUAUGACCCUUGACGCAAUGACCUUGACCUGAAAACAGAACUAAGUAACGAUCCCACUAUGAAAAUGUAUCACCUGGAUUCCGCAGGUGGAAAAGGAAUGCAGAAAAUAUCACGACUUUUGUAGGACGUUGGUGGAAUAUUGUUCUUGCACGGAAUCUUCAAAGGACGUUGAAAGAAUGGGUUUUUAGAUUCAUAUGUAGAUCAAUCUCGAUCCUGUAUGUUUUGAUGAUAAUCUUCGGUCAUCAGAUAAAUAAGUUUGACCAUUGGUUGUGAGCACUAGUUGUACACUGCAGGCGAGGAAGUCAUUGCUAAAAUUACUUUAUGUUGUCUUGUACCAUGGAGAUGUAUGUAUUAGAAAGAUCAAGCAAUUAACGUAUCACUUAGGCUACUAUACAUAGUAUCGUUCACUCCUUUCUGGAUAUCAAACAGGAUCCGAGUACAAAUUUGAAUAUUGAAUUUCUUUGUUGUUUAUACUCUUACAUGUAACAUUUCCAUUUAAAUGACGAUCCUAACGGGUUUUUCUAGUUGUUUUCUCUCACAAACACACAAACACUCACUCAAACGCGCAAACCAAAUACUGUAUUUGACGUACAUGUAUGAAAAUAACUACACAAAUGGCUGCGUAUCAUGCAUAUUGUAAAUACAUUUACACGUUAUAUAUAGCAGUUUAUAUACAUAUUGUAUAUUAAGUCUUAUAUGUAUAGUGUAAUAAAAAGGAUAUUCAUUAUCAAAAAUGUUUGUGAAUAUUUCAGACAACUUUGUGCCCAUGAAAUGUAUGUACUUAA